AUGGAUCGAUCCGGCAGUUUGAAUCAUUUGGAAGAUCCGAUUCCCUGUCAGCAAGUUAACGAUUUGGUUCGAAUCGGACCGAUUGUUGAGGGGUCACUGAUAGAUACCAAUGAUCAGAUAACUUCCACACCCAAAGUAGAUACGAUUCAAUUAGCCCCGUGGGCGUUUGCUGCUCUUAUGUGGGAUCAAACGGUGAAACGACUUCAGUUGGACUUGCAACUUCGCGACCACGUAGUCACUGCUCUCAGUUUGGGUGGGUUGGAAAAUCUGGAAGAGCUGUUAGCCAGGACGAGUUAUCUACGAUGGGAUAGCUGUAGUCUUGCUGGGUUGACUCGAGUACGACAAGUGUUACUCAGUUGUCGUUCCGAAUACGAAGAAUUUCUAACUCUCGGUCCGAGUGUAGAAGUUAUUCGCUUUGUGGACUGUGAGGAAGCAACAAUGCAGUUUUACUGCAUAAAUUGUAUUCAAGAUCCCAGUAUUCAUGUGAUUAGAGUUCGACCUGGACCGCCCCUUCGGCAGUAUAUGAUUAAAUUUUCUCAGCUAAACCGUACAACCGAUCCCAGUUCUGGAACUCAUGAACAACGCGGGCGUCUAUCGAUUGGGCGCUGUGUGCCUAACAUCUGUUCUGAUAGCAUGCUCUGUCGGGACAAUCAGGAAUUACAGGUAGUUCAAGAAAAUGCCGGUCGACCUACUCCGACGAGUACCGUUACCACUUCAACGACCACUGAGAGUACUACUACUGCCAGUAUAAACGUGACUACAAGUGAUACGAUAACGGAUGGUUUAUCUUCAUUGUUGCCUCAAUCGCAAUCAGAUGCAACGACCGAACCGAAUGUUUCCACUAACCUUUCCGAUGAAUCCCAAGCACCAAAUCAGACAAGUCCAGCUUCCGUUAUCCGACAUCCAUACUUUCCACCUGCAGGUGGAACCGAAAAUACCAAUAAGUUGGAUAAUGAAAACAUGUUAACUCGGAGUCAACGGAUAUGGGUUGCUGCAUCCAUAGUGUCUGUGAUUGCUGUGUUUCUCAUUACUGCUUGUGUUCUGAUCGGAAUCAUGAGGCAGCGUAGUCGACGACAGAGUGUCAAAUACAAUCGACCGCGUCCACGUCAGACCAAAUACUCUAACGGUCUGAUUCGCGACCGGCCCGAUCAGAUUGAUGAGGAUGAAAACGGCAAGCUGGAAUUGCCAGAACGUGUGUGUUAA
Molecule: messenger RNA, 1203 nt
Organism: Echinostoma caproni
Lineage: Eukaryota; Metazoa; Platyhelminthes; Trematoda; Plagiorchiida; Echinostomatidae
Source: the annotation of a GenBank genome assembly